GAGAAGGCCUAGGAUCUAGUGAAGUCCAAGAUGGCUGCCCAUAAAGAAGAUCUUGUUAGCACUCUUGAAUCUUCGCUUCAGGCUUGUGUAUCACUUCUUCUUGUCACCGACAACGUCGAGAAGGAAGGAGAGAAGACCAAUAUCAACAAAAGCGGCAUUGAAGCUAGCAUUACAAAGUUCCUUGAUGCUGCAAAAGCUGUGGAAGCUGAUUUUCUUAGGAAGCAAAUGUACAGCCGUGUACAUCAUCCCAGAGAAGUCACACAAGAUGAAGUAGACAAAAUGAGAGCUGAGUUAGCACAAAAAGAGGAACUGCUGACAAGAACAAAAGAAAAAGUUGCUUCAUGGGCAAAUGUUCUCCAAGAUCUUGAAACGAAACAGACACGACUUCAGUUGGUGGACAUAAUACCACAAAGAACUGUAUCAGUAGAUCCAUACUCUUUUGAUACAUCAAGGAAAUAGUUUGUGUAAAAUUGUAAAUUUGGGUAGCUGUGGUAAUGGAUAUUAAAUGUACAGAAUUUAGUAA
This is a messenger RNA of Pocillopora verrucosa, 523 nucleotides long. RefSeq names its product mediator of RNA polymerase II transcription subunit 28-like. NCBI's taxonomy places the organism in Eukaryota, Metazoa, Cnidaria, Anthozoa, Scleractinia, Pocilloporidae. The record is from RefSeq and is a predicted model, not a curated record. Gene Ontology annotation, cellular component: mediator complex.